AUGAAAAACAUAGAUUCCAUCAAAGGUUGCAGAAUAGAUGAGAACCACUUCGACUUAGAAAAAUAUAGCACGUUUUACUGCAAACAAGAUGUAAGAAUUUUAAGAGAAGGUUUUGUAAAGUUCCGCAAUGACUUAUUGAAAGAGUUUGAUUUAAACGUUUAUGACUACGUUAGUAUUUGUUCAAUUGCUAACAAAUUGUUUGAGAACAGAGUAUACUUCCCGAAUGGAAAUCUUUAUGACCUCUCAAAUAAACCAAGAGAAUUUAUUUCGAGAUGCAUUCAAGGUGGAAGAUGUAUGUUGUCAGAUAACAUGAAACAAAAGAGCAAAAAGAAACUCAUUGCUGACUUCGACACUGUUUCAUUAUAUCCUUCAGCUAUAGCAAGACUUUAUACUUUAGAAGGUAUUCCAAAAGUAUUGAAGGAAGAAAUGUUAAACACAGAGUAUCUCAUGAGACAUUUAUUCGAUGAUGACCAAAAGGAACCCAUUGGUGAAAAGUUUAUGUCUGGCUUCUUUGUUCUCAUUAAGAUAACAGAGAUUGGUAUACCCAGACACUUUCAUUUAAUAGUUUGCGACCCUGAACUAAAUCCAGAACUUAACGUUCCAAGAAGUUCAAACACUUGCUGUCUCAUGUAUGUUGACCAUAUAACAUUACAAGACCUCAUAAAAUAUCAAGGUGUCAAAUGUGAAGUGUUGCAAGGAUACUAUUACGAUGGAAACAGAGAUAUGAGAAUAAGAGAUGAAGUAAAGAAGUUGUUUGAGUUAAGGUUAAAGUAUAAGAAAGAAGAAAACCCCUUACAAGAAAUUAUAAAACUCAUUCUGAACAGCAUUUAUGGCAAAACUAUUCUAUCUCCUAUUGA
Messenger RNA from Trichomonas vaginalis G3, 857 nucleotides. Its product is annotated as organellar and viral DNA polymerase type B. Gene Ontology annotation, molecular function: DNA binding; nucleotide binding; DNA-directed DNA polymerase activity. The annotation marks the transcript as partial. NCBI's taxonomy places the organism in Eukaryota, Parabasalia, Trichomonadida, Trichomonadidae. The transcript has a single exon. Gene Ontology annotation, biological process: DNA replication. The record is from RefSeq and is a predicted model, not a curated record.